UCACAUGACGGAAAAUACAGUUCAGUGUCUGUUGGGCGCAUGAAAGUUUGGUGCUCCAAGCACACAACAACAUAACAUAAUAUAAUAUAGUUUAGGUCUGUGACACUGUAAAUAAUGGGGUUUGUAGUCUUGUAGCGAAAACGGAUUCCUUCGGCCUGAAUCUACAAAAGGACGUAACGGUUAAAUUGGUUAAAUGUGGGACCCGCCUGUGGAACAAAGUCACUGCAGUCUAACCCUUCAACAUGGAUUACUCAUCUCGGGACGUUCAGUUGAGGAUCAUCAGUUUGGGCUUUAUCUUUUACACAGUUGUAUUCCUCCUGUCCCACUUCAUAUCUAAACUGCUGUUUGUUACCUAUCGCUCCCUGUCUGUCAAAGAAAAGGUCUUCUGGGAUCUAACUGCGACUCGGGCGUUGUUCGGCAUCCAGAGCAUAGUAGCAGGGGUUCGGGCACUCUUGGAGGACUCCGCUGUGAAUUCUGAUAAGGUCCUUGGGCAGGAAAACUGGUCCUGGCUUAACGUGCUGACCGCUACUGGCUUCUUCCUGUUUGAAAACGUGGCCCUUCACUCAUCCAAUGUGGUGUUCUGGUCUUUCGAUGUGCCGUUAGCUGUGCACCACUUCUUUGCCCUGGCAGGGUUCGCUGGGGCAGUUGUGUGGAGCUGGCUGGGCCAUUUUCUUCCUAUGGUGACCCUGCUAAUGGAGAUGAGCACACCAUUUACUUGCGUCUCUUGGAUGCUGCUUAAGGCGGGCUGGUCCAAGACUCUUUUCUGGAAAGCUAACCAGUGGAUGAUGAUCCACAUGUUUCAUUGCCGGAUGGUUCUUUCCUACUUUAUGUGGUGGGUGAGCUGGAAUCACUGGGAAGAGAUGAAUACCCACAUCCCAUUUGUUCAGAGACUGUUGUUCUUUACGGGUCUUGCUAUGCUCACUUUCUUUCUCAACCCAAUCUGGACACAUAAGAAAACCUUACAGCUUCUUAAUCCAGUGGACUGGAACUUUGUGAACAAACCUCCACAAGAGAACGGACCUGUCAUAGAUGACGCGGGACGCAAGCCCCAUGCCAGCUAAUUAAUGGAAGGAGUACACCAUGAAAACUGAAUGAGGGUCUUAAGUGCAAAGUGUCAAAGGAUCAUUUUUAACAGUGAGCACUGUUUGAAGGGUUUACGAAUUUAGUUUUAAUACUUCGUAUUUCCAUUUGACUAAAUUGUGAGAACACAUAAAGAGUAUUUAGUUUGCCUUUGUAUUCAAAGUGACUAUAAAUCUGUAGUCAGUUGUGGUUUCAGGCUCUGACUGGUACAUGUUGCGAGGGCGCCUUGUUUAACCUUUACUGCGUGUGACGUUGAGAAAUGAGGUUGUAAACAUCAUGAUUUCCGUUUCAACUUCUUUUUUGAGUUGGAUAUCAUUUGAUUUAUUUUCCGGUAGUGGUUUAAAGCACUCACUUUUAUCCAUUCACAGUCCAUGCAGCACAACGUAUCUCAGACUGUGAGAUUCUUGUGUUUGUCUCCAUUUCAUCGCAGGUUUAGAUCUCACCUGAGUAGGUUCACAUUCAGUGUCAUGUGAUAAGUAAAUUUGUGACUACAUUGUGACCCAACACAAUCGCAAUGCUCAGUCAAAAUUGAUCUCUUACUUCACAAACAAAUUUCUGCUUUGGCAACGUCCGCUUCACGCAAUCAUAGCUUUAUUUUAGUUUUCUUUUACGAAAGAGUGUUGAUUAUUUUCAAGAGUGUUUAGUGAUAAUUUCCGAAGGCUGUGUGAUGUAUUCUGUGUUUUUGUUUCCCUUGCUGAGGUCUGCUUAUGUUUGACUAGGCUCUUUGUGUUCCGCAUAGGCAGGAAUUGUUCUGACUCAAAGUGAAUUAUCUGAGUAGAAUGGAAUGUGUGUAUGUGUUCUAGUAUGACUGAAGGGACCAAGAGACGUUGUUUUACAAUGUUACAUUUGAGGGCUAGAUAUCGAUUUAGUUAUUGUCUUCCUCAGUUUAUAUAUUUCUGAACAGUGUUAUGCUUAAUACUUUGCAGUAUUUUGUUUUAUAUUUUAUAAAAUUGCAGCAGCAACUUCAAAUGUAAUUGACAUAAAUCUAUAGAAGCUAAUACAACAAAAAAUUGACAUACCUUAGUGAUACUAGUGAUCAUGAAUGAAGGGAAAAACUGUAUUUGUGCACCAUUGCUAAGCUUUCUCUGAGUAACAGACCAGGGUAAUGCGAGGAUACAUGAUGUGAAGGUGUGGUAUUAUCUGCUCUAGGAAAGAAGGAUUGUUAAUCAUUGACUCUGCAUUGCCAUUUAUUUUUUCAUGUAUUCGAUACUGGAAAUGGAGUUUGAUAACUCUGCAGCGGUCAUCUUAAAUGAUUGAUGAAACUUCACGUGUAGGUUAUAGUGGAAAAAAACAUCCGAGUAUUCUACAUGUAAAGAAAUACAUGAGCUGCCUCAAAUAAAACUAUACAGGUUUAUCCAGUGUAAUACAAUGUUUGUAUCAAAUUUAUUUUUAUUUUAUUUAAAACAGAUUUUUUAAAAUGUUGUAAUCAAUUUAAUUUAUUCCUGAACUCAUUAUUACUGUUAAAACCUGCUCAAGUGUUGAACUACCAUCCGCUGCUAAACUUGCUUAAGUUUUCCUGUAUGCUUUCACUCUUGCUGUGGCAUUCAAGGUUAAAAUGAUUAUUUCAGCUUUUCUCAGCUUGUCUUUCACAGUAAUGGAGACAAAACUGCUGAUGUGUAUGAAAUUAAAAGUUGUUGCAGAAACGUCUAGCAGGUUAACCAAAUGAAUUCAAACCAUUGUGAAGUACUUGUGCUCUCUGAACAGGAAUGACAUUUGUUCAAAGAAUGCAUAUUUCAUCAGUUUUUUUUUAACAGGUAUUUAUUAAUCGUAUGUGCUCCCUUGAAACAAUUCUGUAAUGUAUAUCCAAAGCUUUCCUGUUACAUUUUAUUAAGUUUGACGUCUGGGCUAAUAUUAUUAGGAUGUAAGAACAAACUAGCUUGCAUUGUCACAAUUUACUCCAGUCUGUCAACUGGUAAUCUACAACACAUUAAAUUGAAGAUAAAAUAAUAAAAAAGAAAAUACUUUAGUAUGAAUUUUAAUGGUGGCUCUAGAACUCAAGAUUUAAAGCUCCAGCUGCUGUUGAUGUUAUCUAUUUUAACCAUGUUAUAAUAUCUAAAAUACACAAUCAAUAAAAUAAAAUCUUGCCAAA
Molecule: messenger RNA, 3169 nt
Organism: Triplophysa dalaica
Lineage: Eukaryota; Metazoa; Chordata; Actinopteri; Cypriniformes; Nemacheilidae
Gene: cln8
Product: CLN8 transmembrane ER and ERGIC protein
Exons: 4
Coding region: 243-1061 (272 amino acids)
Biological process (GO): lipid homeostasis
Cellular component (GO): membrane; endoplasmic reticulum
Source: RefSeq, a predicted model, not a curated record